This is a messenger RNA of Durusdinium trenchii, 2595 nucleotides long. Lineage: Eukaryota; Dinophyceae; Suessiales; Symbiodiniaceae. The record is from the annotation of a GenBank genome assembly.
AUGGAGUGUCUUGGGCUUGCCUUGGAGUGGGAGAAUAGCGUGGGGCUCCGCACACGCAUGCGGGAAGAGAAAAAACUCCUCAUUUACCCUGACACGGAACAGUACUGUGCACCCAACCGGGUGAAUGCAGUGACCAAUGGUUUGGUGCUGAUUCCGGUUCUCACGCGCCUUGGCAAAACUGCAAACCAUCGUCUACCACACUUGGAUGAUUUGGUUGAAGAAGUUGGCCGUCUUUUCCAGAAAUGUGGACUUUCUUUGGGGGACAAAGCCAGCUACAAGUGCAGUGUGGAGAUUAAAAAGUUGGCUGGCUUUGUCAAACGCCGCAGUGCUAGGAAGGAGGAGACCAUUGAUGCCUACUUGGCUUCAUGCCGCCGUUCAAAAUCUUGGAGUGAUGAGGAUGCUGAUGACACCUAUGAGGAAGAAGAUGCGCAGACCCAAAAGGAGUUUGAGGACUUGAAGAAAUGGUUGGAUGCAAGCAUCCCUUCCGCUGAAGCUCCUCCGGUGGUCACUGCACCAGCAUGUGACAAGUGCAAAACUACACCUUGCCCACCCAGCGGUGGUGUUGUUGACAAGUUGCAAGCAGCGCGGCAGCUGAUCCUCAAGAGGAUGGCAGAGCUCAAGAGCCAGAUCCUUGCUCCAAUACCCUUCGAUUUGGCAAUGCCAGUGGAUCCGGGGGAGGUUGAGGAGGAGGAGAUUCCUGCGACCCAACUUGUUCCAGAAGACCCCAAGGUGCUGACUCGCCGUGACCAACUCAAGUUGAAAGAGGCAAAGGAACAGGCAAAGAAGGCUCAGGCUGAGGCAAAGAAGAAGGGCGAGGGGAAUGAUAAUGAGAAGGCGUUGACAAAGGAACAGGCCAAAGCAAAGAAGGAAGAGGAGAAGGCAAAGAAGAAGGCAGAGAAGGUGGCAGAGAAGGAGGCAGAGAAGAAACGGAAGGCUCAAGAAAAAGCCGAAGCCAAGGCAAAGGCCAAGGCAAAUAAAACCAAGGCCAAGGUUGAAGAUGGUGAGGCUACUGGUGGAAAGCCAGAAGAGAGGGAGGAGGAGGAGCCUGAGAAACCUCGGCGGAGGUUGAGGAGGGCACUAGGGGAGGAGGAGGCCGAGGAUGAGCCAGACCCAAAAGUAUCGAAGACAAGGGCCACUGCCAAGGCCAAAGCGAAAGCAGAGCCAAAGCCCAAGGGGGCCCCCAAGGGAAAGGCAAAAGCUAAGGCGGUGGCCUCUCCAAAGAGAGCUCACAAGGGUGAUGAUGAUGAUGAUGAAAUUGAUACGCCCAGGAGGGAAUUGUUCAAGUCUGAUGAUGAGAAGGAAGAUGAAGGAGAUGCUACCCCACAUAUGCGGUACAAUUCCAAGACUGGCAAGGUCGAGCCCCUCAAAGAGAUCCUGGAGAAGUGCAAGCCUCAGGCACACAUGGCUGCCAAAAGGCAGCAGGUCAAGCCAGCUGUCGCUGCACCUGCCUCAGGUGAGCCAGGUGAUGAGGAGGAUGGCAAGAAGACAAAGGGCCAGCGGAAGGGAAAGGGCAAAAUGAACCUGUCACCAUUUGCGAAGAAGGAAGUGAAGCGUAGAAAGAAGCUUGAGGAGGGGAUCAUGAAAGAGGCAGCCCGUGAGGACCCUCAGAUCCAAGGAAUCCUCAUGCAGCACAUGAAGAAUGUGGAGCGAAUGACUGCGGAGGAGGAUGUGAAGGAGUACCUCAUCUCCAAUCUCAAGGACUUUGACUUGAACAAGGAGUUCAGGCUGAAUGAGUAUUGGAAGCGGCCUGCUGUUGGUGUGAAGGUCAUAUCACUUGGGGAUGGCUCUGUGAGCAAGGCCCCAGAGGUUGCCUACUUUGGGAAGGUAGGCACUUGUUGUGGAGGGUGGAAUGUGCAAGUGGCCUUGGUCUAUGCAGCUGCUUCAAUGAUGGCUUCGUGGUUGGCGGACUUGCCCAACGGUGAUUUGCAGGAUUUUGGGAGCCCGACAGGUGCUCUUGUUUGCAGUGCUCUUGGUGGUAUGGACCGAACUCCCAUCAAAGAGCUGGGAGGACAGUUGUUUGUUCAACUGCACUUCUAUGUCCUAGGUGCACUUGUGUGCAUGGCCCUGGUCGUGUCCAUGCGCACCAGAGGUUUCCCAGCUUUCCUCAGCCAAGUGCUGGUUGUACACAAAGCUUCGUGGUAUCAAUAUCACUAUGGCGCAGAGACCCCGAAGAGGUUGUAUGCCUUUUCCAACUCGAGGCAUGUCUCCAGCUUAAAUCAAGGACAGCUGCUGGGAUGGGCCGCAAAGAAAAAGGUGCUGAAAGACAAGGGCAAAUCCCAAGACUUGGUCGUUCACUAUGAUGAUUCACAGGGCAAGCGGAGAUGGAAGGGAACCAAGGCUCUACGCGCGAGUGAGUGCUACCCUGCCAAAUUUGGCCUCAAACUAGUGGAGCUGUUCCACUCCAUGAUCGCAGACAAGCGUGGGAUGCCUGAGUUGCCUGCCGUGGUUCCCUCAGCAGAGGAAACCUUUGCUAGCUUAGAGUUUGAUGACGUCUGGUCGGAAGCCCACAUGGUAAACGUGUGCCAUUACCUCCGGGCAGGCGUCCACCUGAAAAUCCCACCAAGCUUCAGGGGCCUGCUUCCUACGAAGCUUUGA